This is a messenger RNA of Besnoitia besnoiti, 222 nucleotides long. RefSeq lists its product as uncharacterized. The transcript has a single exon. Lineage: Eukaryota; Apicomplexa; Conoidasida; Eucoccidiorida; Sarcocystidae. Bases 1 to 222 code for a protein of 73 amino acids. The record is from RefSeq and is a predicted model, not a curated record.
AUGGUGCGCGGACGAAGGCAGGAAGCCCAGUCCUUCUUCGUCGCGACUGCUGUCUCACUCUCAUCCCUGGGCUACGUCGGGCUGCACUCGUCACCUCCACGCGGUCUCCGCAGAAGCUCUGGCAGGGCAAGACGAGGCGCGGGAGACAGGGCAAAUGAAGACGAGAGAGGCGACCCGGCCUUCCGUCGAGCGCGCCGUGGAGCCCAAACGCCGAGAGGUUAA